CCAGCGCGACGGGAGAAUAACAAAAGAGUGUCAGAGAAAAAAGGGCGAGAGAAGUGGAGUAUUUUGCGUUUUUCCCACAAAUUGUAGCAAUUGUAGUCACAAAAUCAUGUCAAUCACGCUGGAACAGAUCAUAAUGGACGCAAAGCUGGCGGCGAAUCGUCUGAAUGAGCAGAGCAAGUUCGCGUCGAGUCUGUAUUUCAAGUGUUUGGUGCUGAACAAGAAGCUCGAGUCAAUGAGAAUGCUUCAGGACGACACGGAGGCGCUGAAUAGGGUCGCUCGAGGGGGUCACACGAAUGCGGAACUCGUGAUGAUCAUCAACCAGGAGAACCGAGAGAAUCCUCACAUGCGGGAAAUCCAGCAGGAGAAUCGCGAGCUGAAGGCGUGCCUGGAGGAUUAUCAGCGCACGAUGGAGCACAUCAUGACCAAGUACCGGGAGCACACACAGCUUAAAGUGCUGAGCAACAAGCUGGAUCUGCCGGAUGUGAACUUCCUGCAGCAGAAGGAUGAGAUUAUCAAGCAGCAGAACGAGAAGAUCCUGGAAAUGGCUGCUGUGAUGCAGAAGGCGGCGUCGAUGGACGAGGAGCAGAUCCACAGGGAGACGGAGGGCUUGAUUCGGCUCGUGCGGGAGAACGAGGGACUCAGGGAAAUGCUGCAGAUCUCCCGGCAAUUUGGCUCUCUCAAUUACGGCUCGGACGGUUACCGCAUUGAGCAAUCUGUGCAGACGAGCGAUCAGUCCGACGAGGAGACGCUGGAGGAGAAGGACACAGGCAGUGAGAAGAACCUGACGGUGGAGAUGGUGAAGCCUCCUGCGGAGUCCUCGUCGAAGCCGGAGGAGAAGGAAUCUGAAUAAUCUUGCAUUUCCCAAAUGUAUCAAAGCUAUUUAUUGCGAGUCCUGCCCAGAUGGUAAUUGAAUAAAUAUAAGGAGAAUUAC
Molecule: messenger RNA, 931 nt
Organism: Phlebotomus argentipes
Lineage: Eukaryota; Metazoa; Arthropoda; Insecta; Diptera; Psychodidae
Gene: Fgop2
Product: FGFR1 oncogene partner 2 homolog
Exons: 2
Coding region: 107-850 (247 amino acids)
Source: RefSeq, a predicted model, not a curated record